Molecule: messenger RNA, 1101 nt
Organism: Penicillium cataractarum
Lineage: Eukaryota; Fungi; Ascomycota; Eurotiomycetes; Eurotiales; Aspergillaceae
Product: zinc-binding alcohol dehydrogenase family protein
Exons: 1
Coding region: 1-1101 (366 amino acids)
Molecular function (GO): oxidoreductase activity, acting on NAD(P)H
Source: RefSeq, a predicted model, not a curated record
AUGGCUGGUCAAAUCCCUAAUACAAUGAAGGCCCUUGUCGCAGACCGGUCUAUUAUCACCCGACUUUCAAAUUAUUCGUGCGGUCAUUCAUCUGGAGAUGGAGUCAAGAUACAAACAAUUCCUGUGCCCGAAAUUCUCGACAACGAAAUCCUUGUUCGCGUACGAUCCGUCGCUCUUAAUCCAACCGACUUCAAACAUAUCGAUAUUGUCGCUCCUCGAGGAGCUAUCAUCGGCUGCGAUUACUCGGGUACUGUUGCCAGAGUAGGUGCCAAGGCAGCCGGAUAUUGGCAGGUUGGAGAUAGAGUAGCAGGUUUCAUUCACGGUGGACUAUACACCGACCGGGGCUCUUUCGCUGAGUACCUCAAGAUUCCUGGUGAUCUUGCCUGGAAGGUUCCACCCUCUGUCAGUGAUGAGGAAGCUGCCACAUUUGGAGUAUCCGCUGUCACAGCCAUGCUAGCCUUGAAUGCUCGCUUAGGAGUUCCAUGGCUCGACUCAGGCAAGAGCCAAGGACGGACAGACACCCCAAUUUUCAUCUACUCAGGCUCGACGGCUGCUGGACUAUACUCCAUUCAACUUGCGAAGCUUGCAGGGCUCAAAGUUGUGACAACGGCAUCGCCAAAAUCUCACGACCUUGUCAAGGAGUAUGGAGCGGAUGACGUAUUUGAUUAUCGGUCGCCAACCGCCGUCGAAGAUAUUGUUCGAGCUUAUCCCAAUAUUGACAGGGCAUUGGAUUGUUUCUCAGAAGGGUCUUCGACGGAAUUCUGCGCCGAUGUGGUUCGCAGGAGCCGAGGGUGGGUUGUGACAUUGUUGGAUUCGGGCAAAAGGGACCUGGACGGAGUGAGAGUCGAUUUCAUGUUGGGGUAUACGGUUUUCAAUGCUGAGUUCCAGUGGCUACCACCAUUGGGUCCUAAAUUCCCAAAAGUGCCAUCAGAUAACGAAGCGUUGCGCCGAUUCUACGCCUCAUUGCCUGAGAUUGCCCCGAGAUUGAAGACGCCUCCGUUGAAGAGGAUCGAUGGGGGUCUAGAGAAUCUAACUGCUGGUCUUGAUAUGCUUCGCCAAGGGAAGGUAUCUGGGACCAAGCUGGUUGCAACUAUUUUUUGA